This is a messenger RNA of Camellia sinensis, 1205 nucleotides long. The record is from RefSeq and is a predicted model, not a curated record. Lineage: Eukaryota; Viridiplantae; Streptophyta; Magnoliopsida; Ericales; Theaceae.
GAAUAGUCUGCUCUUCGUGCAUAGAGCAGCUCUGUUAGAAGCAGCAAAAGCCAGGCUAAGAUUACUAAAGAAAGCGUGCCCAAGACUGUGAAGUUCCAACCCUUCAUCCAAGAAGAAGCCUUAGUUAGUAUACACAAUGAAACUGAGGAGAUGAUUGCCAAUGUUCUUGGGGUAGAAGUUUUUAGGCAGACAAUUGCUGGUAACAUUCUUGUGGACAACUAUUGUGCCUUCUCCAAUAAAGGUGGCCUGGUCCAUCCUCAUACAUCCAUUGAAGACUUGGAUGAACUUUCAACCCUCUUUCAGGUCCCUUUGGUGGCAGGGACUGUGAACCGUGGUAGUGAAGUGAUAGCCGCUGGCUUGACAGUUAACGACUGGACAAUGUUCUGUGGAUCAAAUACUACAUCAACAGAAUUGUCAGUCAUUGAGAGUGUCUUCAAGUUGCGAGAUGGUGAUGUCGGAAUUUCAGGAGAUGGCUACAGGUGGCGCAAGUAUGGACAAAAAAUGGUAAAGGGAAAUCCUCAUCCCCGGGUCAAGCUUCAGAAUAGGCGCUGCUGAGACGUCAUUCAUCUGAAGAAUUGUUUGGGGUUCAGAUAUGUAGGGCAUAUCCUGACACAGUUGCACGGAUAGUUGAACUUAUAGAUCAGGAAUGUACAGUGGACUUCAUCGAUAUCAAUAUGGGGUGCCCAAUUGAUAUUGUUGUUAACAAAGGUGCUGGAUCAACUCUUCUUACAAAACCAACGCAUAUGAAAAGCAUUCUACAAGCAGUUUUUGGUACAAUUGAUAGACCUAUUACUGUCAAGGUACGAACAGGUUAUUUGGAGGGAAAAAACCGCAUUGAUUUGUUAAUUGAAGAUAUUGGAAAAUGGGGAGCCAAUGCGGUAACGAUACAUGGGCGAUCACGUCAGCAAUGCUAUAGCAAGCUUGCUGAUUGGGAAUACAUUUACCAGUGUGCAAGAAAGGCUCCCGAUGCUUUGCAAGUCCUGGGGAAUGGUGAUGUCUUUACAUAUUUAGACUGGAACAGGCACAAGUCUGAUUGCCCUAACCUUUCUACAUGCAUGAUUGCUCGUGGAGCAUUAAUUAAGCCUUGGAUAUUUACUGAAAUCAAGGAGCAGAGGCACUGGGACAUAAGUUCUGGGGAACGUUUAAAUAUUCUGAAGGAGUACGUUCGCUUUGGACUAGAUCAUUGGGGUUCUGAUGCUAAAGGA